AUGCCGGAUCGGCGUGGACCUACCGUCGAGACAGCCUUGAAGGCUGCCGACCAUCGCCGCAACCUGGAGCGGAGACGGCAACCCGACUACGCACCACUACCACUUACUCGCGACCGCAUCAGCAGAUACAGCACAUUUGCACUGACCGAGUACUCUCUCCCACCUCUUCGAUCCAGGCCAAGCACCAGUCAGUCUCAACACGACGAAUUUCUCAAGGCCGGACGCUCACCAUUCGUCAAGGCCACGUUCCAGCCCACACAGGAAGAGCGUGCUGCACUCUGGGCUAAUGCCCGUCGUGCUCGAACUGCGGAUGCCCGUUUCGCGCUCAUUGUCGGAUUUGGUGGUGACGCCAGGAGUACACUCUCGCUUCCAGCCUUGGAAGGCUUGACGCCUUUGCCGGCCAAGGACCUGUGGCCAGCACACUACACUGAGGAGAACCUUCGAGCACACAGGGCUCUCGCCGAGCGUGCAACUCAGCCCGAGCUGCCUCUUUUGCACGAGGGUGCUGCGGUCGAUGCACAGGAGCCAGCCACUACAGAGUCUGAUGCGCUGAUGGACGGACUCUUUGACUUUGACGGCGCUGUUGAGGAGAUUGAGGCUAUUGGUAGAGUCAGCGAGGCAGAAGUUGUCGAGGUCAAAGAUGCUGAUGCCGUUGAUGCUGAGCAGGCUGUGGAGGAUGCUGUUGACGAAGACAUGAUGGAGGAGCUGUGA
Fulvia fulva is the source of this 711-nucleotide messenger RNA. RefSeq lists its product as uncharacterized. NCBI's taxonomy places the organism in Eukaryota, Fungi, Ascomycota, Dothideomycetes, Mycosphaerellales, Mycosphaerellaceae. The record is from RefSeq and is a predicted model, not a curated record. Bases 1 to 711 code for a protein of 236 amino acids. The transcript has 2 exons.